UCGUUGUCUGGCUAAACCGGCACGAGCAAGUUCUACACAUGCGAUGAGUCUUCAUACAAACGGUCGGAGACGUUUCUGGAACUUUAGAGGCGUUUUUUAACCCAUAUUCGAGUAGAUUGAUUAUCAGACAGGCUGUUUUUGUUCCCACGUAGUCGUUUCAUUUUUAACUCGAGGCAGCUUUUGUAGGGUAAAUUUUAUAAUCUUCAAAUUUUCAUUAUCCCGCGCGCGCUAUCGUUACGAUCUGCGCGCGCGCGCUAAUUAGCUUACUGGCUAAAAGGCACUAUUUCCUCAAGGACUGGCUGCUGUAACGUGUGAAUGUACUCCUGCUCACCUGCAGUCACAGUUGCACAAUGGCUGGUUGCACACUCUGCUUGAUGGCCAAGCACCAAAAAAGCUGCAAAAGAUCUAGUAUAAUUUCAGGAUAGCAGUAGGCCUUUACUGUACCUCCAGUUUACUGUUUUCUGGUCAGCCCCAGAUCAUCUUUUUUUUCUACAAGUUUGCACUGCUGAAUCAAGCCUGUUAACAGGUGAGCCUACAGAGAAGUUAUUUAUUUGACCCAUUACCUCUUUUUUUAUUAGCUACCGUUUUAGAGUAGUGUUACGUUGACAGGCAUUGCUUUCCCUUAAAAUUGUGAAGAAAUUACUUUAUAAUCUGCAAUGAUGGUUUCGACAACUGCAACUGUAAUCCUGUUGGCCACAACAGCAGCAGGAGUAGCAACCACCACCGCUCUGACAGAGUACAUGUGGCUGCUGAUCGUUGGCUUUAUCAUAGCCUUCAUUUUGGCCUUUUCUGUGGGAGCAAAUGAUGUUGCCAACUCCUUUGGCACAGCUGUUGGCUCUGGAGUUGUAACUUUGCGACAGGCAUGUUAUUUGGCCACUGUGUUCGAGACCUUGGGCUCUGUAUUACUUGGGGCCAAAGUGAGCGAGACCAUCCGCAAGGGUAUCAUCGAUGUGGGCAUGUACAACGGCACUGAGCAUGUGUUGAUGGCUGGAUCUGUCAGUGCCAUGUUCGGCUCUGCUGUGUGGCAGCUGGCUGCCUCUUUUCUUAAGCUUCCCAUCUCUGGGACACACUGCAUUGUUGGUGCUACUAUUGGUUUCUCACUGGUUGCCAAGGGCCAACAGGGAGUCAAGUGGAUUGAACUUCUCCGUAUUGUUGCUUCCUGGUUCUUGAGUCCCCUUUUGUCUGGAAUAAUGUCAGGCAUUGUUUUCUACUUUGUGCGCGUGUUCAUCCUCCAGAAGAAAGACCCUGUUCCUAAUGGAUUGAAGGCCCUGCCUGUCUUCUAUGCUAUAACCAUGGCAAUCAACCUGUUCUCCAUUAUGUUCACUGGUGCUCCGGUGCUGGGAUUUGACAAAAUCCCUUGGUGGGGCAUCCUGCUCAUCUCAUUGGCCUGUGGUCUACUGACUGCCAUUGUGGUCUGGUUAAUUGUCUGCCCUCGCCUCAAAAAGAAGAUCGAACGAGAUGCCAAGUCCUCCAGUCCAUCUGAGAGCCCCCUGAUGGAAAAGAGAGAGCUCAAAGAGGCCCACUGUCCAAUCUUGAAGCAGACUGCUAAGGAGACGUCUGCACCGACUGAGCCAGCUAUCAAUCAAAACACUUCCCCCGAAUCCCAGGGAGCCCCUGAGGAACGCAGGGUGGCGUUUGACAUUGGAGAUUCUGACGAAGGGGAAAAUAAGGAGCGCAAGGUGGCUUUUGACAUUGGAGAUUCUGAUGACAUGGAUUACAGCAAUGAAAAUGAAGCCCCCAAACAACCAACAAACAAUCAGCAGAGUAACGGCUGUGCAAAUGCUGCUAAUCAGGUCCAUUUCAACAACCAGGUUCAGUUCAAUAACAGACCAGCACAGAUACCAAAUAAUGGCUAUAGUCAGUACCACACAGUCCAUAAGGACUCGGGUCUCUACAAAGACCUGCUGCACAAGCUCCACCUGGCCAAAGUUGGCGACUGCAUGGGCGAGGCUGGUGACCGACCCAUCAGGAGGAACAACAGCUACACCUCAUACACUAUGGCCAUCAUCGGCCUGCAUGGGGACUUCAGGCAUAGGGAAGGAGACAUCCGUGCUAGUGAGGAUGGUGACAAGGCUCCAGGGUCUGUUGGUCAUGAGCGAAAGCGUGUGCGCAUGGACAGCUACACUAGCUACUGCAAUGCCGUGGCAGAAAACACGACUCCUGAAAGUCUGGGAGAAGGUGACGUGACACUAGAAAUAGGCAACGAAGAUGCAGGCAGCAGCCAAAGCUCUCUGGAGGACAAGCUUGACGAAGAUAAACCAGAAGUCUCAACUCUGUUUCAGUUCUUGCAAAUUCUAACAGCCUGCUUUGGAUCCUUUGCCCACGGAGGAAACGACGUGAGCAAUGCCAUUGGACCAUUGGUGGCUCUGUGGCUGGUUUACAGCACAGGCAGUGUGACCUCAAACAUGCCCACACCCAUUUGGCUUCUCCUGUAUGGUGGGGUGGGCAUCUGCAUUGGACUUUGGGUGUGGGGUCGCAGGGUGAUCCAGACUAUGGGCAAAGACCUUACCCCCAUCACCCCCUCCAGUGGUUUCAGUAUUGAACUGGCCUCCGCUCUGACUGUGGUGGUUGCUUCCAACAUUGGUCUGCCUGUCUCCACCACCCACUGCAAGGUGGGCUCUGUGGUGGCAGUGGGGUGGCUGCGUUCGAGGAAGGCGGUGGACUGGCGUCUGUUCAGAAAUAUCUUCAUGGCGUGGUUUGUGACGGUGCCCAUCUCUGGCUUGAUCAGCGCUGCCAUCAUGGCUAUCUUCAUCUACAGUGGUAUCCUGUGAGCAUACAGCUAUAUCCCAUGCAAGGGAGGGAAAAGACAUCGCUUCAGUGCACAAGAGGGGGAGUGAAGUUGGAAGGCCUCAAUAUUAUCUUCAGAGCCAACAACUUUGGAAAGAGAAAGGAAAGUGAAAUGUUUAAAAGGACUGGUGACAUGUGCCUGUGGUUCAUAUACAACCUAGAUUUUUGCUGUUUGUCCCUUUGGGGAAACUCGUAUCAUUCUGUAAAGAGCUAAUGUCAAAAUAUCAACCAAUGGUGUUUUGUUAAUACUAAUUAAUUCUGUUUGUGUUAAUACUAAUUUUUUUUUUUACUUUGCAAUUAUAUGUAUAUACCAACAUCCUGUUUUUGAUUUGACUUGACAGAUUUUAAAUUGCAGUAUUAGCUUUUAAAUAGAAUUCUACAGUCAUAACACAUGCUGAAGGUAAUGUAGAUGCGAAGGCUAUUGUUUUUAAUUCCAAGUAUCUAACAUUAUUUCAUAUUCUGCAUCUUUCAUAUCUUCAUUUUGGACAUUAUUUUUCCUCGUAUAGAACAAAAACAUUCUGCUGAGAUUUAGGGCUUAUACCUUUAUCCUGCAACCAUAUUCUAUUGAAUUUGAGGUGCUGCAGUUAACAUUUUUGUGGUAUAGCUGUACACACUGGAUGAGCACCUGCAGUAUAAUCAGAAAAUACUGCAUUGUAAACACACAAAGGUCAGCACACUUCUAGGCAAGAAAUGUCUAAGGCCAAUUAGGAGAUCUGGGUUUCCACCUGCCUGAGUUCCCCUCAACUUGAGAGGUGUACCCAAAAAUGUCCACCAGCUCAAAAACCUUAAAGUCUCCUGUUAAAACUUGAUUGCUUCAGCUUUGGUUAAUGGCUUUAGCCCCAUUUUUUUCCCCUCAUUCACCUUGGAGCUUCUUUCAGUCGGCUUUUUGUAUGAAACUUGCACCUUCUUAGACAGUAAGGUUGUGCUACCUUUACCAUUUUUUUGAUCGUUUUCAAAGAGACAGUUCAAGACCUUUUAAAACUGGAAGUUGGCCUGUUUUUUUUUUUUUUUUUUUAGAACCAGAGCAAAUAUACAGUAUAUUUGCAUGCUACCAGUGUGUGGUCACCUGACUGCAGUGCUAAAUGCAUAUCACAACUAGACGCAGUAGUUGCCUUACGUUUAUUUUUCCUUAGGUACCAAAGACUUUUCUUUUGUAUGCCAACUACUCCACAUAUGUGGAUGAUAAAACUUCAAUAAAAAUGGAGAAAAAAAAUACAAA
This is a messenger RNA of Nothobranchius furzeri (turquoise killifish), 4006 nucleotides long. RefSeq names its product solute carrier family 20 member 1b (gene slc20a1b). Gene Ontology annotation, molecular function: phosphate transmembrane transporter activity. The record is from RefSeq and is a predicted model, not a curated record. Lineage: Eukaryota; Metazoa; Chordata; Actinopteri; Cyprinodontiformes; Nothobranchiidae. Gene Ontology annotation, cellular component: membrane. Gene Ontology annotation, biological process: phosphate ion transmembrane transport.